Molecule: messenger RNA, 6035 nt
Organism: Esox lucius (northern pike)
Lineage: Eukaryota; Metazoa; Chordata; Actinopteri; Esociformes; Esocidae
Gene: phc2b
Product: polyhomeotic homolog 2b (Drosophila)
Exons: 12
Coding region: 2097-4223 (708 amino acids)
Cellular component (GO): PRC1 complex; nucleus
Molecular function (GO): protein binding; zinc ion binding
Source: RefSeq, a predicted model, not a curated record
AAUACUUGGAAGGUUAGAAUCAAUUCCACUUUUUCUGUUUCUAUUUGCUCUGUUAUUGUAUACAUGUAUGCAGUGCUUGACUUGAAAAUAGCUUACCAGGACCUGUAAGACUUUUUAAACUGCAGUUUUUCUUGUUUUAAACUUUAAAUAGAAAUAUAGAAUUCAGGGCUAUUACAACUAAUCGAUACAAUUGCAAACACUGAUAAUUAUAUAUACCAACAAAAAUGUGAUUAGCUGUCUGUAUAAGGUUCAACAAGAAAAAGGAUACAGCAGUGCUCAGCACCGCAAGUUAGUCUAAAACAAGUCUCUGCUCAUCAGAGAGCUCUGUAUAAGUUUGGCAUUAUGCCUUGAGGGUCUUACAGUACAUUGCUUUCAGACUGUUAGCCUGAGCAUUUACCAUUACCGUGGGUCAACACCACAAGGAUUUCACAACAUUCACAUUUAAUUUCCCGAAGUAUUGCCUCACAUUAAGGGAUUUUCUGCUAUCGAUUUUUUUGGAAUGUGUGUUUAAGGAGUUGGUUUAGUUGCACCUACUAAUCUAGUGGGCACUGUUUUAUGUCUGCCCAAGCAAGGCAUGUCAUUGCCCAUGACCGAUCAGGUCUAAUCAAGUUAUAAUGCUACCAUUAAUGUAAAAUACAGUUCCACCUGCAUUUCAAAACAUUAUAAUUUAACUUCUCAUUGUAUUGCCUACCGUACGUACUGUACGGUACUUUGUACUUUGCUAUAGAGUCUAUUUUUGGAACCAAGGAAAUGUCUGUAUGUUACUGUACCUUGGAGAACAGAAAUACAACUUUCUUUAUAGUGAGUGAGCAAGAGAGAGGGGAGGGGCACAGUACAAACAGGUUUUCCAACGGUCAGCAUCAUGUAUUUGGGGUUCUAUUGGUAAUCUGAAGCAAUACCUCUUAAUGGAAGGCUGUACAUGUAUCUCAAUGAAUAGACUUGGAUAUUUUACGUUCAGCAGAUCAGUGACUGAACAGGCACUUGUGUAAAGGAUAUGGCAAAACCAUGUCAAUUUUUUCCACUUUUGUUGUUUUUUAAAUUUCACAUCCUUCCCUCACCUUUAUUGCCAUAAUUUAGUUAGGCUAUAACAUGGCCAGUUCUACACAUUAAUUAUCCCAAUUGAAACGUCCUUGUACUGACACUUAUUUCAGUUCAGCUUAAGAAAUGCAUGUAUGCAUUGGUCGGGAAGUGUUCAUUUCUCAUAACUGAUAUAAAGUAAUAAAAAUGUUGUCACUCAGUAAAAUAUUACUUGAGUAAAAGUCUAUUUGUUUUAAAUAUACCUAAUGUUGAAAAGCAAAAGUAAAGUUUAUUUUCUAUAAUGGAACUGAUAAAGAAUUGACCACUUGUCUCUUUUUGGGGUGAGGGAAAAUGUAUGUUUUUUUGGUAGACAAAAUCUUACCCCUUUUUUUUAACAGGUGUCAUUUGGAUUAAUCUUAACACAUCAACUGUACAAUGUGUGGCAGAAAGAGAUUCCGCUACUCUUUACAUGUGCAGUUAAAACCAGAACUUUUUACUGAGUACAUAGAUACCAGAGGUUAUAUCUUCUUAAUAAACAAAUCUUAUAUAUAAGUUGUUGGUGGGCAUUAGUUUAAAUAAGACUGAACUAAAUAUACCAAUACAAUUACACUGACAACUAACUGAAAACUAAUGUCUUUAUUAAGAGACGUAAGCUCCUGGAGUAUGCUAAAUGGCAUUGGCACUCGGUCUGGAACUUUUUACAGUGGUCAAUGAAACAAUUUCAGAAAUUUGUAAUUUUGGUUGAUUCACUCGAAUCAUGUACCAUAUAUUCCCUGUGUGGUAAAAUUACAAAUCCAAACAAAGGAGAAGUAAAACAGGAAUAAGCUGUACUUACAGCUGGACUUCUGACAGCAACCAUAUCUGUCCAUGGAUUAUUCCAUCCAUGUUUUUCCUGAAGUCCCUCCCCACCUUCCUUGAAAUCUUUCAAACUUUUAGGAUGAGGCAUAACAACCUCUGCUAUUUGGUGUUUGCCUUCAACACAACAAGUGAACCAACAGAAAUGGAUUGAUUCUAGCUGGCUCCCUCUGUAUUACUCUUCCUGGUUUUGGUAGCUUCCUCAACUCAACUCUUAACAUCGGAUGUGCCCAUUCAAUCAUCUGCCUUGUUUUUGCUGUGUGCUGGAUUUGAACCCAUGCUGUAGCAGUACAUAUGCACAAGAGGCAGCAGCAUUGAUUGCUGGACCAUCCUGGGAAACGGCACAACAAAGUAACCUUGUGCAAGUAGCUAGGAGCCUAGGCCGGGCUGUUCCUUUGUCCCCCCAACUCAUCUUCACGCCUACGGCAACAGUGACUGCAGUCCAGUCUGAGAGCUCCACACAGUCCUCUGGACAACAGUCAACCUCCUCACAGGUCCAGAACCUGGCCAUUCGUAGCCAGCAGGGGGCGACCACAUCCUCCUCUCAGACACACAGCCUCCAGGCCCUCAGUCUAAAGCAGAGCCCUGUCUCCAUCCAGCCUUCUCCUCUGAUCAAGAACCCCAGUCAGGGGAGCCAGGGCACUGGGGUGAAGGGCAGCAUGCCUGAUGGCCCAUUGGACAGGAGCAAGAAGGGGGAGAGCAUGGUGACAGAGGUGCGCGCAAUAAACAUGAGUCGCAGCGUCACAGCCGUGAGUGGACAGCCCCAUAUGACUCCAGCAUACACACAGAUCCAGCCCCACCCCCUGGUCCAGCAGCAUCAGCAGCAGCAGUUUGUGAUCCAGCCGACCCAGGCUUCCCAGAGGACCCAGGGCCAGCUACUGCAGACUGCUUCCAUCCAGCCCCACCUGCAACCUCCCUCGCUGAUCCCUCAGUCCCCCAACCUGUCAGGCCCUGUCCCUGUACUGCCCAAGUCCACCUCUCACCACCAGUCUACACCCAGUCAGCAGGCAACCAUCUUCCACUCCACUAUCAGCCCGCAUGCUAUCCACUCUACUCUGACCCAGGCCAAAGCCCAGCCAGUACAGCUCACAGCCAUCAACCUACAGAUACAACCACCUACACAGGGUUCCGGAUUGGUCCAGGACAGUAAAGGGCAGGACAAGCCCACGUCAUUGGUUGUCAGAGAGAGGUGCACGAUUUCCAGUGUACAGCAGCAUUCCACCCCCCCGUUUAACCCAGCUCCACCACAAGCCACCAAGUCUACAGAACAACCUAAAAUUGACCCAGAUGCACCUGUCAAUCAACCACAAGGAGUCACUAUUAACAAGCAGGUGGAUGCUGCACCUGCGACCCCCCCACCAGCCAUGACCUCUGGAAAUAAGAACGAGGUGCCCACUGUGACAGGCAGCACUCCACAGAAUGGAGAAAACAAGCCACCCCAGGCCAUCGUCAAGCCCCAGGUCCUUACCCACGUCAUUGAGGGUUUUGUCAUCCAGGAGGGAGCAGAACCCUUCCCUAUUGAGCGGUUACCUGUGAUGUGCAGCCCAAAGAAGCUGCAUGAGCAGCUCUCCUCUGACCCAGAUAAGACCCCUGUUAGUAACCCCACCAACACCACAGACUCAGAGACAGAGGAUCUGACCCUGCAAGAACUAAAAGACCAAGAAGAUACAGAUUCCCCCAAACUGAGCUGUGAAUUCUGUGGCUGGGUGGACUUUGCCUACAAAUUCAAGGGGUCUAAACGGUUUUGUUCCAUGGUGUGUGCAAAAAGAUAUAAUGUUGGUUGCACAAAACGAAUUGGCCUUUUCCGUCCAGAGAGGAGCAAAACAUCCAACCGCUGGCGCAGAAGGUCACACAAUAGCAGCCGCCAGAAUGUCGAGCCUAAAAAGCAGAAGCUGUCCUCUACGUCUCAGCAAAACGAGGGGGGCUCAGUGUCUUCCCCUCUCCCCUCCCAACCCAGCCAGGAGGAGUCCAGCCCCUGCUCUGACAUGUCCAGCUUUGAGGAGCCUCCUUCGCCUCUGUCAGCAGCCAGCUCAGGUGCCCCGGCACCCCUGGCUGUGUCACACCAGUCAGGGAGAGGCUCGGACCAAGAGGCCCCACGAAGUAUAGAGCUGCCUCUCCUCUCUCAGCACUUCCUGCCCAAUGACCCUACCAAGUGGAAUGUGGAGGAAGUAUACAAGUUCAUACGCUCCCUACCAGGCUGCCAGGAGAUAGCAGAUGAAUUCCGCUGUCAGGAAAUAGACGGGCAGGCCAUGCUCCUACUGAAAGAGGACCACCUUAUGAGCGCCCUGAACAUUAAACUGGGACCUGCACUUAAGAUCUACGCACGCAUCAACAUGCUCAAAGAGUCUUAGCCCUGAUGGGUCGAUAUGGGGCGUGUGUGCGUGUGUGUGUGCGUGUGUGUGUGCGUGUGUGUGUGCGUGUGUGUGUGUGUGUGCGUGUGUGUGUGCGUGCGUGCCUGUGUGCGACUGCGUAUAUUUGUGUUUGUUUAACAGGAAGGAGUCACUCUGGGACAAGUUGAAACAUGUCACCAUUGCACUGAUGACUGCCUUACCUCAGCACUACCAUUUAUGAUCACACCUUUGGAUUGGCUCUUAAAUGUACAUUAAAGCUAUGCCAUGCAGACAGAUAGACAAUUGUUCAUCACCUUUGGCUGUAGAAGAGAAUGGUUUACUGGAAAAUACUUUAAUUGACUGACUGCCUUAAAGUAAUGACAGAAAUGGCACUGCCAAGGAUAAAUUCGAGCCUGUAUGAAAAGAGGAAUAUGAUCAAUGUGGUGUCAGGGAGAAUAUGUAACAUGCGUAACAUGUAUGACACACAAUCUUGUAUGUUACAUGAUAUGAUGUUAGGUUACAUUACAAUGUGCUACCAGAAUGUAUAAUGUUAAAAGUUUGCAAAAGCGUAUCAUGUUACAAAAGCUACAAAAAUGUAUAAUAUCUUACAAAUUUACACAGGAUAUGUUACAAAUUAAAUGUAAGGUUAGCCUAGGUUUUGGGAUUUAAACUUGCGACCAUUAGAGUGAGGGUUGGGGAUGUUUCCUCUAGUUAACACUUACUGCGCUCAACACUGCCCCUAGCGGGAGGUCUGUACUCUAACAUUAACUAAUGUAACAGAUCUAAAUUCAGCUGUCAACGAUUUAUGUAAAAUAAUUUGCGUAUGCCCCCUGAGACCAGUCUGAUAUGAAAGACACAGUGUGAAAAUGUGGGUACAUCUGAAUUAAAUUCUGAAGAAUAAUUGAGAAUGUUAUUGUUAUUGAUUGCAUAUGUGGUACGGUAUGAUUGUUUAGUUGCCGAUCUGAUGUUGUUGAUUGCCAUGUAUGGGACCUACAGUAUGUGUGUCGGGACAAAUGAAAGCAUUUAGGACAGUCACCAGUUUGAGUCUUUUUCAAUAGAUGUUAAGCACCAUUUCAUAAUGAUCACCUACUAUACAUAUACACUGCAUGUCAUUUUACCUGUGCUCAGAACAUUUUAUAAUGCUACUUUGUGACAUUGAUUUUUAUUUUAUGUAUCUUCCCUGUACAUUUUGCUGGCUUCAAAGACACAAAACCUUUUUUCUGUGUUGUUUACCAAGUCAUGCCAUAACUUAAUUAUUCCUGGUUCAGAUUUCACACCGUGUGGUCCCCUAUGACUGUAUGGUUAACCCAUUCUACUGUUCACCACCGGUUUUGAUAGAACAUUCAAGGAUCUUACUGCGGAUAUUUCUCAUCUUACCUCUUAGUUCCCUAGAUCCUAAAAUUGUAUCUCUUCUGAGUAGUUUUUGUGAAUAUAACCAAAAUAAUUGGAUUGGGUCUGACAUUUUAAAGUUGUUAGGUUCGGUGAGUAGGCCAGUGCUAUUUUGCACCUGAGGAAAAUCAUAUACAGUUCUGUAUGAGUCUAAAGCUACCUAUAAGGAAUUACAAGAUUGCUGUGCAUUUGCUUUUAAGUUAUCCAUAAUUUUAUAUGAAAAGUAAGUAUUUUGAAAUAUGCAAAAAUGUAAAUACGUAUUGGAGGAGGUGUCUAGUGUUUUUUUUUUGUACAAAAUAUGUUGUCUACUUGUGCUUGUUGUCAUGUGAUGAAUGGUCUGUGUUUUUGAUUACAUGUUUAAGAAUGCUUUGUAAUAUGCCUGUAUUUAUCAAAGAACUGCAUUUGUUACACAAGAUUUUUCAAUGAUAAAUAAUCUGGAAGAAA